This is a messenger RNA of Harmonia axyridis, 5651 nucleotides long. It is a transcript of the gene Tao, whose product is annotated as serine/threonine-protein kinase Tao. The record is from RefSeq and is a predicted model, not a curated record. Gene Ontology annotation, biological process: protein phosphorylation. Gene Ontology annotation, molecular function: ATP binding; protein kinase activity. The transcript is spliced from 14 exons. NCBI's taxonomy places the organism in Eukaryota, Metazoa, Arthropoda, Insecta, Coleoptera, Coccinellidae. The coding region runs from base 487 to 3150 and encodes 887 amino acids.
UAGAAACCUGUGUUAUCGAUUCUUAUCAAGAAUUUAUUUGGGUGCGGUUUUCUUGUUCAUAAUCAAAUUUACCUACACAUAUGACAAGAUUCUACAAUCUACCCGAAUACUAUUUAUUCCAUACAUAGAAUAUCAGCAAUUUUAUUCCAUUUCAUAAUAAUAUUAUCGACCGAGACCGAAAAUGUGAGGUUAACGUAUCAACAAACAGGGUGACAGUUCUCCUAUUUUCUAGGUACUGAUUUCUUGAUGUUUUUGUCAUAAAUUUCUUCAGAAAUCAUUUUAUAAUUACCAAUUGAAGUAUUUUGAGGGGUUUUUCAAACAUAGCUUGACGUUGGACAAUAAAGUGAAAUGCUGAAAAUAGAGUUGAUAUCUUGUGAAAGUGAAGAAAUUGGAUAAUUUUUCAUUGGACGCCAUUUUGACUAGUAUUUUAUAAAAUCCACUGGUGAGUGAUGUUCUAGCUGAAAGACGCUCGCCCGUGAAGCAAAGAUGGCCCCGGUUCCUAGACCGGGUAGCCUUAGGGAUCCCGACAUAGCUGAAUUGUUUUACAAGCAUGAUCCGGAAAAGAUCUUCGAAGAUCUCAGAGAAAUCGGACAUGGAUCUUUCGGGGCUGUCUACUACGCUCGUUGUCUCAUCACCAAGGAGAUUGUGGCCAUCAAAAAGAUGUCAUUCAUGGGGAAACAGAGCCUUGAAAAGUGGCAGGAUAUAAUCAAAGAAAUACGAUUCUUGAAACAACUUAGACACCCAAAUACGAUAGAAUACAAAGGAUGCUACUUGAAGGACAACACAGCGUGGUUGGUUAUGGAGUACUGCCUGGGAUCUGCCUCUGAUAUCAUCGAAGUACAUAAGAGACCUCUUAGAGAGGAUGAGAUCUCAGCUAUAUGUGAAGGGGUGCUUAGCGGUUUGAAUUAUUUGCAUGGAUUUGGGCGCAUACACAGGGACGUGAAAGCUGGCAAUAUCCUCCUCACAGAAAACGGCACUGUAAAGCUGGCUGACUUCGGUAGUGCGUCUAUUAAAUGUCCGGCGAAUUCUUUCGUUGGUACACCUUAUUGGAUGGCGCCGGAGGUCAUUCUGGCCAUGGACGAGGGGCAGUACGACGGUAAGGUGGACGUGUGGUCGUUGGGCAUCACCUGCAUUGAACUGGCCGAGAGGAAGCCGCCUUACUUCAACAUGAACGCCAUGUCCGCCCUCUACCACAUAGCUCAGAACGACUCGCCCACCCUUCAGUCGAACGACUGGAGCGACGUCUUUAAGCAUUUCGUCGAAGCUUGCCUACAGAAAUCUCCUAAUCACCGACUCACCUCUCAUCAGCUCCUAAAUCAUCAAUUCAUCACUAGAAAUAGGUCCCCAAAUGUUCUGAUCGAUCUUAUUCAGCGUACGAAAGCUGCAGUUCGAGAUCUUGAUAAUUUGAAUUAUAGGAAAAUGAAGAAAAUUCUAAUGAUCGAUAAUUGCGAAAAUGAGAGCACCAUCGACGUGGACGACACACCUGACGAACAUACUGGCGGUGACAGUUCCAAGAGCAAUUCUGUGACAUCUGAACAUAGCGUUCACUCGGUAGGCGUGUCCGCAAGUAGCCAAUCCAGCAGUACGAACAGUUUGCCAGCCGGUGGUGACGAUAGGAGAGCGCGUGCAAGCCUCAAUCACGCCGCUGCAGCUGCUGUAUCGGAUCAUGGUACCAACAAUUUCGCCACUAUAAGAACUACCAGUAUUGUAACUAAGGAACAGAAAGAACACAUGCAGGAGGAGAUGCACGAACAAAUGUCAGGAUAUAAACGAAUGAGGAAAGAACAUCAAAGUGCUCUAUGGAAACUUGAAGAAAAGUGUAAAAUGGAGAUGGAAAGCCAUAAGAACCAAUUGGAUAAAGAAUAUGAAGUGUUAUUGAUGUAUUUCAGUAAAGAAUUGGAGAGGAUACAGGCUAAACACAAUCAGGAACUUGAAAGACGGCAUAAACAAGCCUUAGCAACAGAAAAGAAAGUUUACAAAGAUAUCACACUUAGGCAAGAACAAGAUAAAAAAGCCUUUGACGCUGUUAGGAAGAAAGAAUACAAAGCUAACAAAGAAAGAUGCAAAAGAGAACUGUCACAAGACGAUUCCACACCGAAAAGGCAAAGAGACGUCACGCUACAAAACCAUAAGGAAAACUUGAAACAAGUUGAUGCGCAAGAAGAGCAGCGCUUGAUAGCCAAUCAAAAGGAAUACCUAGAACUGGAAAUUAGAAAGUUGAAAAGAAAAAAACUGCGCCAACAACAUGAACUUCAGCAGGAACUUUUGCGCCAAGAAUUGAAUAAAAGACAGUCACAAUUAGAAAAAGCCCACGAGAUGCUGCUAAGGCAUCAUGAGAAGACGAAAGAGUUAGAGUACAAGCAACAAAAAGCUGUUCAUAUGCUUCGAGAAGAACAGGUUAGGAAUCAACAUGACACGGAGUUAGCUAACCAACAGGAGUAUAUGAAGCGCUCAGAAAGGGAACUCAGAAAAAAACACGCUAUGGAGUUGAAACAACAACCUAAAUCUCUGAAGCAAAAGGAAAUGAUGGUACGCAAACAGUUCCGAGAAACAUGCAAGGUGCAGACUAAACAAUAUAAACUUCUUAAAGCGCAAUUGUUGGCGUGUACGCCUAAAGAGGAACAGAAGGCUGUUAUUAAAAAGUUGAAGGAGGAACAAAGGAGAAAGUUGGCGCUUUUGGGAGAUCAGUACGAACAAAGUAUUGCUGAAAUGUUGCAGAAGCAAUGCAUACGUUUGGAUGAGAGCCAAGAACUGGAGUGCCAAAACAUGAAGGAAAGGCUCAACUAUGAAUUAGAAAUUUUAAUGGCUUACCAGAGCAAGAACAAAAUGCAGGCCCAGGCACAACGGGAAAGGGAAAGAAAAGAGUUGGAAGAUAGAGUAGCGUUGAGAAAAGAACUGCUUACUCAGAAGAUGAAUGUUGAAACCCAAACUUUUCUUGACGAGCGUGCAGAAAGGAUAAGGAUACUGCACCAACAACAAGAACAAGAGAUGGCUAUAUUUGAUGAGGAAUCGGUCAGGCUUGGAUUCAAUGCCUUGGCGAUAGCAGAAUUGUCUAGAGAAACCUAUGACGAUGAGUCGAGUCUGUCAGGGUCUAUGCUUAGUUUAGCGCAUUCCAAUAGUUCCACCAGUUUUCCUCCAAACUCAGUCUAGUAAGAAUUAAAAAACGAUAGCGUUCAAUGAUUAUUAUUCUUGUUAUGACCAAUACUAUAAACAUGGAUCUUCAAUCAGAUUAUAUUAAUAAAAUACUAUAUGAAAAUUUCAACAAAAUAAUUUCUGUGAAAAUUAGUAGAAUUUUUAGGGUAUUAUUUUAGAUAAAAGAUGAUUCUUGAUUUUUUUAUAAAUACAAAAAACAAUGUCCUCAGAAAUGUUUAUUUAUAGAGGAAUUGUCCUCGUUUAUAUUAUAUAUUUACAACUAAUUUAAACUUCACAGAUGUAGUUACCAUUUAAUAUAUAUAUGUAUGUUUGUAUUUCAGUAUAAAAUGCUUUAAACAAUUGGGAAACAGAAUAAUUAAUUGUAAUUUCGAAAAGGUCCUUGUUUGUAUUGAUCAUUACAAUACUUGUACAUAGUCUAAUCUAGAUUAAAAUUAUAGAAAAACGUGAAUGACUAAUUGUAAUAUAUAUAUGUUUAUAUAUCUAUAUAUACAAACAUAUGUAUAUAUAUUGGUUUAUACCAUUUUAUUAAUUUUUUUAAUCCUUUAAAAACUUCCACUUUUUGAAGUCGCGAUAACUCAUUAUACGACUUUGUUGUUUACGUAAUUUGAUUUUUAUCUGGAUGAAAAUGCUCAAUCUUUGAUUAUCAGAAAAAUAAGAGUACCAUUGGUUUGGAACGUUGUUUAAAAACGGAAUUGAGUUUUGCUAUUUCUCUCGAUUAGAUAGCCCACGAUUAAUAACUUCGGAUGGUCUGAGAAAUUCAAAGUAGAUUUGCGUGUUUGUGUAGGUUCGAAAAGAAAUGACAGUAAUGAGUAAGAGAUUGAGGUAACUUCGCUUGGAUAUGUGGAAAAGUAAUUAAAAUUUAUAAGUGUAAAAAUGUUUAGGGAAAAUGUCCGGAAAAAUAGUGAAAAAUGUUAAUUUAUAACAUUGUAUGUACAUGUCAUUGUCAUAUAGAAGACAAUAGGUAUCACUCUGAUAAUUCCACUUCUUUGUAAAAAAUAGUCUUUCAAAUAGAGCACUAUAUAUUAGACCAUCCUUCAAUAGAAUCUUCCUGAUGCAAAUGUGAAACUUGCUGAUUUCAAAGACUAGAAAUGCCAAAUGAUCGAUUUUAAAAACUAGGAAUUUUCAAUUCUUAUAUUUUUGAUGUUCAAAAAGUUAGAUUAAAUAGUAAUCGGAAGUAAUAGUUGAUAUGAAUUCAGUGAUUCUUUUGAUUGUUCCUUAGUUUAUUAAGUAAAAAGGCAAAACUAAUUGAACAAAAAGAAGAGCUUUUGAAAUUCUAUAGGCUGCCAUCAAAGAAAUUUCCAAAGGGUUCAAAAAUAUUUCCAAUUUUCUGUUGUAGUUUUCGCCAAUAUUUCAUUGAUUCAUUUCGUGGUUAAUAAAAUAUUUUGGAUUUAAAUAAAUAACUCAUUUAUAAUACAUGACAAAAGUGUUCGUGCAAUUAAAAAAAAAGUUGAUCGUCUCAUCACAGUUUCUUUUUAUUGUGAUAAUUAUGAUAAUUGUAAAUAAAGUCAUAUAUUUUGAGAGGUGCAGAAAUAGUUUAUGCAAUUAACAUAUAAUCCAAAUUUUAUUGCAAUAACUGUAUAACUUUUAUUUAAAAAUUUUGAGGAAGCUGUAAUUCUCUUUUUGCAUUUCUCUAAAUAUUAUCAAGAAAAUUUUGAUAUUAUACAAUAUGAUAGUUCAAAUCUUCUAUGUAAAAUAAUAAUUGUAUAUUUUUGUUGUCAUUUUUCUAUAGUGUAUGUUAUAAUUGAUUUUAUAAGAGUUAAUGUGACACCCUAUAUAGCAAAGAGCAAAGCAAAAACUUAAUAAAACUCCAAAUUAUUCAAUAUUCUCCAGAUAUUUUUUGCCUUGUUAAGGCGUUGCACGAAUUAACAGUAACGAGAAAAUUCACGUUUCUAAUAUUUUGAGGUGAAUUAUUCAUUUUUCUCAUGAUUGAAAAAAUAUUUAUUUGAAGGGUGACAUGGGACGAGGUAUCUAUUGUGUAUACAAUUAAAAAAUAUUAGUAAAGAUUUUGUGUAAAUUUCUGAAUUUUUUUCUAUUUCAAAAUCAAACCACCUGCAUUUCUUUGAAAUAAACUAUUCAAAAUUUCUUGGAACAAAAAAAAACAGACAACAAAAUUAUUAGGUGAAAUAGGACUAAAAUUUGAGAAAUUAUACAGAAUGUUUUGUUUGAUUCAAGUCAAAAACAUUUUGUUAAUGUGAUUUAAUUCAAACAUGUUUUUCCAAAUAAUAUUUUAUCAUUUCUCAUUUUUGUUUGAAGUAAAAGACGCUUCCUGAAACAAUACAUUCUGUACAAAUAAAGCAUUGUAUAUAUUUCACCAAUAUCUGCAUAAAUUAUUGGGCACUGUUUGAAUAAGGGAAUAAAUGUUGGUCAAAUUGUAAAAUGAGCAAAGUGUAUAGCAAUGUUAUGAAAGCAACGAUCAUUUCUUUAUUUAUUUUGCAGUAGCCACUAUAUCUAGUGUUACUACAAUUGUAUUUUAUACGUAAAUAAAAAGUUUCGCUUUA